CAUGCGCUGACCUGGUUUCGACGAUAAAGUGUUUACAAUUAGAAUUUGCACUUUAUACCCCAAUGAAAUAACCUCUUAACAGGCGUUUAUGUGCAUUUAUUUCUACGCGAUAUGUUAUUCUUGAAUAUGCGGAUUCAACGAGUUAUCCGAUUUUGGAAAAUUGGACAUAAUUCAGUGCGCAUUAUUUUUAAAAGGUCUAUCAGUGUUAGUCGCCGCCACCAUGCCGCUCCCUUACAGUACAGCUACACGCAGGGUGCGGGCGACGUCCCCCUCAGAGGCGCAACCAUCGGCAGUCUGCUGCAAGAACAGGCGGAGAAAACACCCGACAGGGAGGCAGUGGUUUUCUGCGCCGACGGCGUCCGUAGAACAUUUUCACAAUUGCUAGCGGAGAGCGACCGACUAGCAGCCGGCCUCCUUACCCUGGGGCUGCAGAAAGGAGACAGGGUGGGAAUCUGGGGACCCAACAGUCUCGAAUGGAUCCUUGCACAGUACGCUACAGCUAGGGCCGGACUGAUUCUGGUGAACAUCAAUCCGAUGUACAGAAGCUUCGAACUGGAAUACGUUCUAAAAAUGGUCCAAUGCCGCGCCCUCAUAUCGGCGGUGAAAUUCAAAGAGCAGGACUAUUAUGACAUCCUUUUCCAGCUCAUACCGGAAAUGGCGUCACAAAAUCCCGGAAAUAUACACAGUCACGUAUUACCUGACUUAAAGCACGUUAUUAUGAUGGGAGAAGAUCAGCAUCCUGGAACUUGGAAAUUGUCCGACGUCAUGAAUGCCGGAAGUGACUCGGAUAUUCGUAAUAUACCGGACUUACAAAGGCGUUUGCAAUUUGACGAACCGAUCAAUAUCCAAUUUACAUCGGGCACAACGGGGUUCCCGAAAGGGGCCACGCUGACCCACCAUAACAUCGUCAAUAACUCUUACUUUAUUGGCCUCACUCUAGACUACCAUAACAGGGGUACCAGGAUUUGCAUUCCGGUUCCCCUGUACCACUGCUUCGGCAUGGUGAUAGGCAGUCUACAGAUGGUGAACCAUGGGGCGACCUGCGUCUUCCCGAGUCCGGGCUUCGAUCGCUCAGCCACGCUGAAGGCGGUACAGUCCGAGAGAUGUACAUCGCUAUAUGGCGUCCCGACAAUGUUUAUCGACAUGUUGAAUCACCACGACUUUGACACAUUUGACCUUUCGAGCUUGUAUACGGGGGUCAUGGCGGGGUCACCGUGUCCCAUUGAGACCAUGCGACAGGUUAUCGCUAAAAUGCACAUGGACCAGGUUACGGUAUGUUAUGGGACGACCGAAAACAGCCCGGUGACGUUUCAAAGUCAUCGUGAUGACGUCAUUGAGAAGCGCGUGUCAACUGUGGGUAGAGCACAUCCUCAUGUCGAGGCUAAGAUAAUUGACGAGGAUGGUCACGUGGUACCGGUGGGGACCUCGGGGGAGCUGUGUACGCGGGGUUACGUCGUCAUGCUCGGGUACUGGAAGGACGAGGCGAGGACAAGGGAGACCAUUCUGCCGGACAGAUGGUACAAAACGGGCGACCAGGCGGUCAUGGACGAGAAAGGGUUUGUGCGGAUCACUGGCAGAAUUAAGGACAUGAUAAUCCGGGGCGGAGAAAACAUUUAUCCUUUAGAAAUUGAGCAGGUUCUUUACACGCAUCCGAAAAUACAAGAUGUACAGGUGGUAGGUGUUCCAGACAAGCGUCUUGGAGAGCAGAUUUGCGCCUGGGUGAUUCUGAAGGAAGGUCAAACUGCGACGGAACAGGAAAUACAAGCAUUUUGUAAAGAGAAGGUGGCCCGUUUCAAAGUUCCGAAAUACGUUCAGUUCGUUACCGAAUUUCCUCUCACGGUCACCGGAAAGGUGCAGAAGUACAAAAUAAGAGAAGCUGCCACGAGGUCGCUGGGACUCGAACACGUGACAUGAUAGCAGCGAUCUACCACUGUUAUAUCGUCCAUAUUGCUGAUUAAGUAACAUUGUUAUCAUUUAUGAACAUGAUUAUACGUUCUAUUGUUCGACGUGCCUUGUCCGUGUGUUUGCAAAUCACAAAUUGUUAAUCAACUGUACCCAUCAGUGUUUUAAUACGAUUUUAAAUGCGGAUGAAAAGUCGACCUGGGUUUGCAUAAUUACAUGAAAUCAACUAAGCAUGUUUUUUAAACGCAAGGAAUUCAUUUACAAAAUUUAAUUUUUGCUGCCGUUCGCAUCUUUUUGUCAUGCCAUAUUUUCUCAUUUUAUAUACAGUAGUUAACAUCUUUCGACUUCAUUGAAUGAGAGAAUGGUACCCCUUACUACAUUUAAUGUCAUAUUCAUUGUGUAGUGUCUUUGAUUGAGAGAAUGGUUCUCCAUACGUUUAAUGCCAUAUUAAUUGUGUAGUGUCAUGUCAGAAUUGAAAUAUGAAUUUA
Molecule: messenger RNA, 2390 nt
Organism: Dreissena polymorpha
Lineage: Eukaryota; Metazoa; Mollusca; Bivalvia; Myida; Dreissenidae
Product: medium-chain acyl-CoA ligase ACSF2, mitochondrial-like
Exons: 15
Coding region: 112-1914 (600 amino acids)
Biological process (GO): fatty acid metabolic process
Molecular function (GO): medium-chain fatty acid-CoA ligase activity
Source: RefSeq, a predicted model, not a curated record